Molecule: messenger RNA, 2984 nt
Organism: Gadus morhua (Atlantic cod)
Lineage: Eukaryota; Metazoa; Chordata; Actinopteri; Gadiformes; Gadidae
Product: KISc_KIF23_like and GBP_C domain-containing protein
Exons: 17
Coding region: 170-2665 (831 amino acids)
Biological process (GO): mitotic spindle assembly; spindle elongation; microtubule-based movement
Cellular component (GO): mitotic spindle; spindle microtubule; nucleus
Molecular function (GO): ATP binding; plus-end-directed microtubule motor activity; microtubule binding
Source: RefSeq, a predicted model, not a curated record
AGGGGUUCCGGCCCAGCUGUCUCAGGUUUAACAUAACUUUUACCACGGUCAACUAGUUCAAGAAACGGUCGUUCAUUGUGGUAAACAAUAGAUUAUUCGGAAUUGAUUGGGAACAUUGCAAUAAGCAAAUACUCUCACUUCAGGCUGACGAGAGAUAUUGUUCUUGAAGAUGAGGGGAAGUAUUAAGUCUACCGAUGAAGAAACCACCCGACCGCACUCUGGAGCCGUCCUAAUGGAGUCUCAAUCUCCCUGCGACGUUCUGCCAGUCAGCUCCCUGAACCUGCAGCGACCCACGGAGGUCCCCAGAUUAACUUCCAUUGGUUCCGGGCAGAGUGAAGUGGAGUCCCAACCGCAGACUCUGCAAGUGUACCUGAGAGUUCGCCCCUUCUUCAAAGAGGAACUCUCUGAUAAGGAGGAUCAGGGAUGUGUAGUGAUUGAGGACAGCCAGGUGGUGAAGCUGCACGCACCCAAGGGAUCAGCCACCCUGAAGAGCAGCGAGAGGGGCAUUGGUGUGGCGGUCCACAAAUUCUCCUUCACUCAGAUAUUUGGAGAGGACACGUCACAAAAUGACCUUUAUGUGGACACGGUAGAGAGCCAAGUGUCUGAUUACCUGGCUGGGCAGAAUGCAUUGAUAUUCAGCUAUGGUGUGACGAAUGCUGGGAAAACGUACACAAUCCAAGGAACUGCCAAAGAUCCAGGGAUCUUACCACGAGUGCUAGGCACUACCUUCCAGCACAUUGGACGCUGUCAGUAUGGGGGAAUGGACCUCAAGCCCUACCUGGCCACAGACGCUCAGUGUCUGGGCCCCGAACAAGUGAAGCUGGAGAUGAACGCGAGGGCUGCCAUUUUUGCAACGGACAGAGAACCACUAAAGCCAGAUGGAGUCUCCGCAGGCUGCCUUCCUCCUGCCGGUCAAUCGUCCACAACCACCGAUGAUGACGCAGCAUCGAUGGAGAGCGGCUCCACCGAGACUGGGGACUUCACGUUCACCUUAUGGGUGGCCUGCUAUGAGAUCUACAAUGAGAGUGUUUACGACCUGCUUCAGACCACCUCGGGACCCAAGUCUAAGAAGCGGGCCACUCUGCGUGUGUGUGAGGACCGUGCUGGGAGUGCCUACGUCAGAGAUCUAAAGUGGAUCAACAUUCACAGCCUGGAGGAAGCCAAUGCACUUCUACAGUUUGGAAACAAAAAUCGUAGCGCCGCCUCAACCAAGAUGAAUCAAUCUUCAAGCAGAAGCCACAGCAUUUUUACCAUGAAACUUCUCAAGAUCAACGGUAACAGGGUGGAAAGGAUCUCUGAGUUCUCUUUGUGUGAUUUGGCCGGCUCUGAAAGAUGCAAUAAAACCAAGACACUCGGGGAGAGGCUGAAGGAAGCUGGAAACAUUAACAACUCCUUGCUUAUUCUGGGGAAAUGCAUUACAGCCCUGCGCAACAAAAAUCUGACUGACAACAGGACAAGGAGUUGCUGCAUUCCUUUCCGAGAGAGCAAACUCACAAAGCUUUUCCAGGGCUUUUUCUGUGGAAAGGGAAAAGCGUCCAUGAUUGUCAACAUCAACCAGUGUGCCUCUAACUACGACGAGACACUGCAUGUUAUGAAGUUCUCUGCCGUCGCCAAACAGGUGGUCCAUGUGAUUCCUGCCAUAUCCCUGGAGUCUCGGUCUCCGUGCCUGCUGGACCGUCAUGGCAACCCCCUGCUGAGGACCACGGGGACGGACAGCCCAGUGCCGGACGGCUACGUCUCUGAGGAGGAGCUGCUGGAUGAAGAGGACGAUGCAGAUGUUUCCAUCCUGCCCCAGGAGGACCUGCUCACUGUGAUUGAGAACCUCAGAAGCAAGCUUCUGGCCGAGAGGAGGAAGAACAUGGUUCAGGAGAUGGCGAUCCGUAAGGAAAUGGGAGAUGCAAUGCUGCAGCAGCUGAUGGAAAGCGAGGAGCUCCUCAGUCAACAGAUGGUGGAGCUGAAGGAGACUCACGAUGACAAGCUGGAGAACACUUUUGAGAUGUACAAAGAGGCCUUCAAGGAGCAUGCGUAUCAGUGUGCUUUGGGCAGAAUCGGAGAAGACUUUGUGCCCGUCCAGGAAUUUAUUGCGGAGGAAGAGAAAGUUGAGGCCCUGAGGAGAAAGCUCUCAGAGUUGGAGAACCUAGUGUCUUCCCUCAAGCCGUCAACACGGAUGUCCACGACGGACCAGUCCAGCCAGACUGUGGAAGUUCCAUUACCAAAUAAAGGAACUGAAGCUGGAAGCGAAGCACGAUACAAAAGGGUCUUCACAGAAAAAUGUGCAGUGGAGAAAAUGUGUGCGGAAAAACAGGAGCUGAUCAUGGCUCUUGAAAAGCGGCUGGUGGGCCUGAAUGAAACUCUGAGGACGGUCCACGCCGACUACAUGGACAAAUCAGCUGAGCUGGAGUUCCUACGGAGCAAGUCUGAAGACCAGACUAAAUCCAUCGAUGACCUCUUGAGAGAAAAUGUUGACAAGGACAGUGAGAUUGCCUUGCUGAAGGAAGAGGUGUUCAAACUGUCCCAGAGGUCCCCUGUGAAGACCAAGCCCAAACGUGGCCUGCUUGCUAACAUCAGGGACUCUGUCUCAUCUCCACGCUCCACUGUCAUUGGCCGAACACUCAGGAAGAACGUCAGGGCGACGCCUACCGUUGGAGGGAAACCGAGCAGCUAGAAGAGCUAGAGUAUUAAAAGUAAAGUGAAUGUAUUUCUUUUUAUGUGAAUUUGUUUUUAGUACUGUUUUUAAUCUUUUUUUUUUUUUUUAAUAAAUGUUUUAUUGAAGACGAACUAAGCUUUGAUUGGGUUCACGUGACUAUGAAGGUUGGCCUGACUCGCACUUGGUAGAUGAUGCACAUUCUUUUUCACUACAGGGUGGGUACCUGAGGUUUACGGCACAAAGUGGUGGAUAUAACGUCAUUGAAUAUUUUUUUCCGGCUUGCAUUACAUUUUGCAAUGGAAUUUGCAUUAAAUAAGAACUUGCAUAUUCACAUGAA